GCCAUUAUAAACGUACCGAUUCGCUGCUUUGAAAGAAAUCAGAUUAGGCGUGGAAUUGUGGCGGCGGCGGCCGUAUCCUCCCGAGCUGCUCCCUAGACGGCGGCCGGUCCUCUACAGGCGGCUCCCCAGCGGCUACCCAGUCGGCGGUCGGGACUCCCAAGACGCCGCUCGUCUUCCUCCCCAGGCGCCAGGCGGCCGCGGCUCGUGUUCGUCCCCAGGCAGCCACGCCUCCUGUUCCUCCCCAGGCGUCAGGCGGCCGUGUCCUCCCCAGCCGUCGGUUCUUGACUUCAUAGGUUUCCUCUGGACCUCAUGUGCAUGGCUGCUUGCUGAUUUUUAGAUAGCAUCACGUUCUGUCCCCUAGCAAAUUAGUCUCUAUGCCUAUGUGUCACAAGGAGGAACAAAGGGCUUUAAUGGGAAUCAGCUUUAGAUUUGCUUGUUCGUUGCCUUCAUUGUUUGGUGCCUGGAAAAAGGAAGUGUGCCUCCAUUAUUAGCUAGCACUUAUUCUGUUAAGAUUCGAAAUGGAUUCAAUUGAAAAUAUUGGACGCAUAGCAGAAACCGUCACUAUAAGAAAUCAUGGAAUAUGGUGCAGCAAAAAGAUAAAUAGGAACUCGUUAUUCUCUAGCUCUAAGCUUGGUAGAUGAAUGGGAGAUUUGAGCUCAAUUAAUUGAUUUGUGGCCUGUAAAGCUCAUCAUUAGCUAUCUGUUAUUUAUGAUGGUUGUGACAACCAGCUUCUCAGCCAUUUAUAGCAAUUAGAGCAGUUUGAUGUUUGUGUGGGGGGUGGUGGUGGGGAGGGGCAUUGUCUUGCUUUGCAGUCUACAUAUGAAUCCUGGUACAGCUUAUUAAGGAAAAACCCAGGGGCGUCUCCCCCCUGUGUUCUAGGUUUUUUAUGAUGAUUGUACCAGAAUAUAUUUAUAUAGCCUAUAUGGAUGCAACCACUAAGAGUAAUUAAUUGCUAAUUUUCUGCAUCCAUGAAGCUGUCAUCUGAAUUGUUCUAAGCCAUGUCAUAUUCAGAGAAAUAUCAAACCCAUAUGUUGUUGUUUCAAACAUUAAUAGUGUAACUUUCUUUUUUAAAGAAAAAACAGACACUAUUACGUCAUUUGUUGAACACAUUAUAAUCUAGUAGGGUAUUUGACACUGGACCAAGAUUGUUUGAGGACACUAUUAAUGAGAUAUGCAAAUGUUACAUAUCUCAUUAAUAUCUGCAAAAAAGAGAUAGAAGAUGACAAUAAGCCCAUGGGAGUUUUCACUAGGACAGGUUGGAAAAAUUUGGUUACAAAGUAUGAAGAAAAAACAGGCCUAAAGCUAACAAAGAAACAAUUGAAGAAUAAGUUGGACAACAUGAAAAAGGAGUAUACAUGGUUCAUGGAGUUCAAGAAUGCGACCACUGGUCUUGGAUGGAAUGAGGCAAAACAAACUGUUGACUGCUCCAAAGAUUGGUGGGAUGAACACCUAGCAAGAUGUAACAAUCCGGAUAAAGGUAUCAAAUGCAACCAUGUUAGGUUCAGAAAACAAGGACCAAAACAUCUUGAUGAUCUACAUAUGUUGUUUGAUAAAAUACAUGUUAGCGGGACAAGUGCAUCAUGUCCUGGAGAUAUUUCAUCUGAUGACUCAAGUGAUGAUGUGCUAGAGAUAGAAAGAACUCCAGAAAAUGAUGAAGUCAAAGUGGUUGUUUCGAAAAGAUCCAAACCAGUGAAAAGGAAACGCAAGGCCUCAUGUACUGCUGCUGAGGAGAAGGAAGAGAAGAGUCCAUUCUUUCGACUAUAUAAGAACACAUGUUUGAAGAUAGAAACAACAGCAGAGAAGAUAUCCACAAGUGUUGAAGCAUCAUCAACACAUCCAACAAGCCAAGUGCCUAGCAUUGCAGAGACUAUGAAGAUGGUGAAAGAUUGUGGGGUUAAAGAGAAAAUAGCUCUAAUGCACACAACUACAUUUUUGAUUGUGAAGCCUGAAUUUAGAGAGGUCUUCUGCAUGCUGGAAACAAAUGAAGGAAGGUUUGACUUACUUGAGAGGGAGCAUGCAAAGGAAAUGAUGAGGCACAUGUAGAAGAUUUUGAAUUAUUUAUUUAUAUUAAUGUGUUGUGAGAACUAUUUGUUUGCUUGCUAUGUAAGCACCAUUUGGAAUGAUGAUAUUGUGUCCAUAAUCUUUGUUUUCUGUGCACAGUUUGCUUUGUUGUGUACAAUUUUGUUUGUUGUCUACCUAUUCAUUUGCUAUUCAAUUUUUGUUAUAAAUAUUAAUAUAUUAAUAUAUUGUGUAGAUGGCUGACAACAUGACAACUUUGGCCAAACAAGCAAACAAGGGUCUAUUGUAUCUUGCUGAACUGUCCCAGCAAGCAGCUGUUAUUGGUGAAAUGGGUGAAGAGUACAAUCAGAGAUACUUGCACAAAGGAGAGUACAGGGAAACCCCAGAAACUGGAAUACAAUGGGUUACGAAUUGCAUGGGUCGUCCAAGGUACUUUUAUAAGAUGUUUCGCAUGAGCACAGAUGUUUUCAUGGCACUACAUGACUUGCUCGUCUCUAGUUACGACUUAACAUCAACUAAUAAUGUAUCAUCAAUGGAGUCACUAGCAAUGUUUUUGUGGAUCGUUGGAGGACCACAAUCAUUUUCACAAGCUGAAAAUCGUUUUACCCGAUCACUAUGGACAGUGCACACCAAAUUUCAUGAAGUACUAAAAUGUUUGCGCAAGUUAUCGAAAGAUAAUAUUAAACCAAGAGAUCCUACUUUCAAAACUGAGCAUGAUAGAAUCAAAGAGGAACGUUUCUGGCCGUAUUUCCAAGGAGCUAUCGGAGCUAUUGACGGUUCACAUGUUCCUGUCACAGUGCCAGCAGCUGAAGUGCUUAACUAUACAUGUCGACAUGGGUAUACAUCUCAGAAUGUGUUAGCAAUUUGUGAUUUUGACAUUAGAUUUAUCUUUGUCGUUGCUGGGUGGCCGGGUUCUGCACAUGACACACGGAUCCUGAAUCAUGCUUUAGCAAAUUUCCCUUCAUUUCCGGUGCCUCCAAAAGGUAAGUAUUAUCUCGUCGACUCUGGUUAUCCAAAUCGACAAGGAUAUCUAGCCCCUUUCAAAGGAAGCACAUACCAUAUACUAGAAUUUCGACUUCGUAAUGGAUGUCCUCCUCAAGGGAAGUAUGAGAUAUUCAAUUUCUUACAUUCAUCUCUUCGAAAUGUUAUUGAGAGGGCUUUUGGAGUCUUGAAGCAGAAGUGGCGUAUUUUGAAAGGCAUUCCAAGUUUUUCUACACGUACACAGAAACAUAUAAUAAUAGCUUGCAUGGCGUUGCAUAAUUUUAUUCGUGACAGCAAUUCAGAAGAUAAGUUGUUUGAUAGAUGUGAUGCUGAUGAGGAGUACUUGGUACAACAGAGUUUCACGUCACAAGCACAAGGAGAUGACAAUCCAGAGGGAGAAAAUGAGAAUACAAUGAAUACCAUUCGCAUUAAGAUAGCUGAUGCUUUGAGUACUGCGAGAGGGAGAUAGUUAUGUUGAAGUAGGAUAUUCUGAAUCAUCAGUUUAUUUAUGUGUCUCCUACAAUGUAGGGUCAUUACACACAUUUUGUACCAAACCUACAAUUUCACAGUUGUUCGAACCAAACGGCUUUCUGCUUUUUUCACAGCUAAUAUUUUACAGCAGCUUUUUCA
Molecule: messenger RNA, 3630 nt
Organism: Zea mays
Lineage: Eukaryota; Viridiplantae; Streptophyta; Magnoliopsida; Poales; Poaceae
Exons: 3
Coding region: 2255-3469 (404 amino acids)
Source: RefSeq, a predicted model, not a curated record